This is a messenger RNA of Hevea brasiliensis (rubber tree), 1281 nucleotides long. RefSeq names its product protein MIZU-KUSSEI 1-like. The record is from RefSeq and is a predicted model, not a curated record. The transcript has a single exon. The coding region runs from base 303 to 1115 and encodes 270 amino acids. Gene Ontology annotation, biological process: hydrotropism. Lineage: Eukaryota; Viridiplantae; Streptophyta; Magnoliopsida; Malpighiales; Euphorbiaceae.
UAUUGACCGUUGGAUUAUAACGGACGGUAGAGAUCAAUGAGGAGAGUUUUGAAGCAGGAGGGAUCAUGAUGGUGUGGUUUGCAGGGAACAUAUGCAUAUGAGAGUGUCUAAGCAAAUGAUCAUCAUCACCACAAGCCUCCAUAGACUCCCUUUAUAUUGGCCACCAUCAAACACCAUCAACACCUUGUCGGCCUCUUCAACCUCUGAAUCUCUCUCUCUCUACCUCACUUUCUUGAUCAAGAAACAAGAAAUCUCCAUUUCCAGGUCCUGAGUUUUUCUCUCUUUCUUUCUUCCUUUAAAGCAUGAAACGCCAAGAACUCAUCGCCCUUCAAAGAAACAGUAGCUGUAGCAGAAGCACAAGAAAGAUCAUCCCUUCAAACCACAUGAGAUCAACACCUCCCAUACCUGAACAGGAAGACGUCUCCGAUAAACUUCUCAUUCGCAGAGACUCACCGGUACAGCGACUCAACAAAAUCCAUUCAAGAUUCUCUUCCCUGCUUCGUUCUAUCUUCAAGAUGGUUUCUUUUCCCAAUAUAAUUAUCCCUAACUGUAAAUGGCUUUCCCUACCUACUCACCUCUCAAUCACACCAUCUCUUGGCCGGAAAGUCACUGGUACACUUUUCGGUCACCGCCGUGGACCUGUCUGCUUCGCAGUCCAGGACGAUCCCAAGUCUGAACCGGUGUUGUUACUAGAACUAGCCAUGUCAACGUCCAUGUUAGUGAAAGAGAUGUCGUCAGGUCUGGUUCGGAUCGCGCUGGAGUGCGACAAGGUACAGGUUCAGGUUCCGGGUGGAGGUACCAGGUCAGGGAAGCUAUUUAACGAGCCAAUGUGGACUAUGUACUGUAAUGGGAGGAAGUGUGGAUAUGCAACGUCGCGCACGUGCACAGGCCUUGAUUGGCACGUGCUAAGCACCGUUCAGAGCGUUUCCGUUGGAGCUGGGGUUAUUCCGAUGAUGGAAGAUGGCCGGAAGAGUGGCGGUUCAGAGGGUGAAUUGCUGUAUAUGAGAGCAAAGUUUGAGCGAGUUGUAGGUAGCCGUGACUCGGAGGCAUUUUACAUGAUGAACCCAGACGGAAAUGGAGGGCCUGAACUCAGUAUAUUUCUUCUGAGAAUAUGAAAAAGGAGACGAAAAAAAAAAUACACACUAUAAGAAGAAAGACUUUGUUGUUGGGAUUUAUCUUUUAGGUAAUUAAUGUAAGGUGGAGAUGUUUGUUUAAUUAAAUCAGUGACAUGUACGAUGUAUUUAUAAUUUUCUUUCUAAUUUUUGUAUAUCUUUUAUUAAA